Perkinsus marinus ATCC 50983 is the source of this 345-nucleotide messenger RNA. RefSeq lists its product as hypothetical. NCBI's taxonomy places the organism in Eukaryota, Perkinsozoa, Perkinsida, Perkinsidae. The transcript has 4 exons. The annotation marks the transcript as partial. The record is from RefSeq and is a predicted model, not a curated record.
AUGUACGGUCAUAGAGACCCGAAAUUGGCGGCUGGUCCGGACGAGCGAGUCUUCGUAAGCGCCUAUGAUAAUGACAGUCAGAGCGUCACGGAAAAGGUCCUCGAGUUGUUAGAGCGCUGUGUUCCAAACGUGAAGGUCUCAGGGACGAAGAUGGUCAAGGACUUCUCUAUUGAAAGCCUUCUCUCGGAGGAUGAGGCCCGGAAGCUACCAGUCGACAAGCAAGACCUCGCCUCGCUGGCCAUGAUGACUUUGGCUGCAGCUCUCAAGCUCGCCUGUGAAUCCUCCUUCUACAGGAAAUGCUCCUUGAGUCAGCUGAAGUGUGAUGCUUUCCUGAGGCUAGAUCAG